AUGUCAACAUUAGAGAACACAACAACUGCUAUCGUUCAUGAAGCCAUAAAUGAAGAAUACGAAUACAUACAAUAUAACAAACAACUUCGCCUCAUUCGUUCGGUCAAAGAUGACAUGUACCAAAUGCAAAGUAUAAUGAAUGCUCUUCGUUCUACAAAGCAAGCAUAUCAUUGGUUUGAAAACCAACAGACAAAAGAACUUUUAGAAGAAUUUCCUCAUAUGAUUGCUUCCCUCGGAAAACCGAGAGAAGAGAUUCCAUUCGAAAAUCGCAAGAAUUUGGCACCUGGUUUGAAAGGUUAUUAUGUUCAUAGACUUUUAGUAAAUGCUGUAGCAAUGUGA
Trichomonas vaginalis G3 is the source of this 339-nucleotide messenger RNA. RefSeq names its product KilA, N-terminal/APSES-type HTH, DNA-binding family. The record is from RefSeq and is a predicted model, not a curated record. The transcript has a single exon. Bases 1 to 339 code for a protein of 112 amino acids. NCBI's taxonomy places the organism in Eukaryota, Parabasalia, Trichomonadida, Trichomonadidae.